Parascedosporium putredinis is the source of this 594-nucleotide messenger RNA. NCBI's taxonomy places the organism in Eukaryota, Fungi, Ascomycota, Sordariomycetes, Microascales, Microascaceae. The record is from the annotation of a GenBank genome assembly.
AUGGAGUCGAAUACCAAAACACCCACGCUAGCGACGACGAUAGCGAGGGCGAGCUACGGAGUGGUGGUUCGGGAGGUCUACAAGCCCGAAGUCCAUUACAACGAGGACAGGGAGACGGACGCGUUCGAUUCACGCACGGUUUGGGCGAUGCAUCAGAUACAAUGGUUGAUACGCAAGGGAGAUACAAUCGAUCCGAACGAGCCCCUGACCAAAACAUUCGAGAUCAGGCUUUCAGCAGGUGACACCACCCGGUCUUGGAACUCUACGAUUGUGAUGUCUCCUAACGAACCAGAGUUUCUACCCCGAAGCCGAAAACAUCCGGGAGUUGUCACGCUCUGUGAUAUCAAGAGCAAUCUGACUGGAGUGGAGGAAGCGAAAUUUAUACUCAAGAAGAAGAGACGGCUAUGCUUGCGGCCGGGGUACAAGUUCUACGUCUGCCAGUUUGACGUCAAGGUCAUUGUGGCUCCGGCAGACUUGAGAUUCGAGCUGUGGUUUGAUGGCGAGAAAUUUGCCGGUAAUCACGAACCAAUCGCAAUAUCGUGGGAUGAGAAUGGCACCAAGGUCAAGACGGAUGAAAAAGAAAUACGCAUGUAG